Molecule: messenger RNA, 1134 nt
Organism: Carassius auratus (goldfish)
Lineage: Eukaryota; Metazoa; Chordata; Actinopteri; Cypriniformes; Cyprinidae
Product: sister chromatid cohesion protein PDS5 homolog B-like
Exons: 7
Coding region: 391-1119 (242 amino acids)
Biological process (GO): mitotic sister chromatid cohesion; DNA repair
Cellular component (GO): nucleus; chromatin
Source: RefSeq, a predicted model, not a curated record
GCGACUCAACAUAAACGCUCGGUUUAUACACUAGCCAUUUACAUCACUUUUAUAGAAGUUUAUUUCUUUUUGCAAACCCAACCCGCUAAUACAACCACAAAAACAGAGUCAUGUCCUUAAAUAAAUAAACUCGAGCGGAGGAGGGAAGUGAAGGCUCUGUAUUGAGCGGAGCUGCACUGACUGGUGCAGAUAGGGACAAAUUGGCGCCAUUUUGAAGCCGACAGGAGGAUCUCACUGUUGGGAGAAACGAGUGGAGCGCGCACUUUUUCCAAGAAGGUAAACGUGUGUUUGCUUUGAAACCGCGAGCGAGUGGAAUCGACCCGCGGCGAUUGGAGUCCGUUAUUGGGAAAUAUUAUUCCGUGGCUGUUUUACAAGCACUGAUUGGAGAGCAUGGCUCACUCCAAGAAUCGAGCCACGGACGGCAAAAUCACCUACCCUCCGGGGGUGAAGGAGAUCUCUGAUAAGAUCUCCAAGGAGGAGAUGGUUCGGCGACUGAAGAUGGUGGUGAAAACCUUCAUGGACAUGGACCAGGACUCCGAGGAGGAGAAGGAACUUUAUCUGAACUUGGCCUUGCAUCUCGCCUCAGAUUUUUUCCUCAAACACCCAGACAAAGAUGUCAGACUACUUGUGGCCUGCUGCCUUGCCGAUAUAUUUCGCAUCUAUGCCCCGGAGGCACCGUACACGUCACCUGAUAAACUUAAGGAUAUUUUCAUGUUCAUAACUCGACAGCUGAAAGGGUUGGAAGACACCAAGAGUGCUCAGUUUAAUCGAUAUUUUUAUCUACUGGAGAACAUCGCUUGGGUGAAGUCCUACAACAUCUGCUUUGAAUUGGAGGACAGCAAUGAGAUCUUUACUCAGCUCUACAGAACGCUGUUCCAAGUGAUCAACAAUGGACACAACCAGAAAGUGCACAUGCAUAUGGUGGAUCUCAUGAGCUCAAUUGUUUGUGAAGGCGACUCUGUCUCACAGGAACUCCUGGAUACUGUUCUGGUUAACCUGGUCCCAGCACACAAGAACCUCAACAAGCAAGCGUACGAUCUGGCAAAAGCCUUGCUGAAGAGAACCGCUCAGGCCAUAGAGCCUUACAUUACCAACGUGAGUAAAUGUGAUUUAUUAUAGUUCAUUGUACAUAGG